Molecule: messenger RNA, 1507 nt
Organism: Acaulospora colombiana
Lineage: Eukaryota; Fungi; Glomeromycota; Glomeromycetes; Diversisporales; Acaulosporaceae
Source: the annotation of a GenBank genome assembly
AUGGACGAACUUUGUCUAUAUCGUGUUCGGAGCAGUCUUGCUGCUCGCGACACUGUACCAAUAUGUACGACCAUCCUAUAUGCCGAACAGUGGAACCGCAUCCUCAAUGUCAUAUUCUUUGCACAGCAACUCCCUCCAAGUGGAAGCGGAGUCUCUUUGUCCAUUCCAAACUUGACAUUGGGCGGCUGGGCGACCUUGAUGGUAUUCGCAACGGUGUCGAGCCAACUUCCGUUCGCGUUCUUAUUCCUCGCUAUCGUCAACGUUUUGCAAUCUCGGUGGUACGCAUUCGUGCAAGAGACGACUGGAUCCAAAGUUGUACCCGUUAGCCCCAGCUCCCCCAAGAAGAGCACGAAAGCGGAUGACCAAACCUUGCACAAGUUUCCCGCCUUUUUAGGAUGGAAGGGUAAAGAAGGGGCUUCCUUCUUUAUCGCCUUCAUCCUCGUCUUUUUGACUCUGGUCUCCAAAUUGACCAUGGCCAUUGGUCUCAAGAUGGUAUCUGAUGAUCAUGACAAGCCCGCUGUAUUGAACCAGUACAACACGAUCGUAAAAACUGUCACCUUUUUCGAUGGUGUGGUCAGCGCGUUCGUGGCGAUUGCUGUGAUGGAUGUUUCUGCCUCUAGCUUUUGCUUGAAGAGGGCGAUGAAGCGUGAAGGAUAUAUGGACUCUACCGUCAUCACCUCCUCUUUCCAUACCAUUGGCAACCCAGAUCAAGUCACCCUCGCCAAAGUGGACCUCGCCGCACUUGUGAUCACCUUAUUCAUGGUCGCGUUCUCCAUCAUCCUCUUGCUAUCACUCUACCGCAGCCCCUCUCGUUGGAACUUGUGGAGACCUGGAGGUGACCGCGUCGCCAUCCGAAUGGACACACUCAACGACCCACGUACACCUCAAGCGCGCGAUAUCGACGACGACGCUGCUUCCGAAAUUACACUCACUCCCGAUAUUGUGCCCCCACCACGGGUGCCGUCGAUACAAAUGUUGUGGGGACGAAUUCAUCUCAGGUCCUCGCGCUGUGGCUUUCACUCCACUUGGUUGCAGGACACUUUUUACUUCCAAUACUUGCUUUCACCUUUAUUUUCCUCUCGAAAAGGCCUCCAACUCUUGUCAAUCUUUGCUUCUCAGGAAUAUUUACUAGCAUAUGCGCAUGCACCCUGUACGUCUCGUGCCAUUUUAGUUCACCAAUACGCCGGGAACAGCGCUUACACUGACUAUAUCAGUCUCUACUCUGGAAAACAACUCGGUCCAGAACCCCCAUUCAAUCUCUGUCUCGUCCAGGGUUCGCUCUACUAUGGCACAUUGCCUCUAGCUGCUACCAGCUCGCUCGCCAUUGUGUAUCAAGUAUGGAGCACUGUUUAUCCUUUUGCACCAAAAGAUAAUACCGUGACACGAAUAUGGCAGACCUUGAGACCUGUCGUGCUUUUGGGUGGACCGUGGAUUUCUUGGCUUUUUUGGGCCACUGCUGCUGCCUGGACGAUACCUCAGCACCCGAGCAAGCUCUCGCGGAACCGCC